AUGGCCGACAUGAACCAGGUCCCUGUUAACGGCAAUUACCCUGCUCAGCACGCGUACCCGGAGGCAUUCAACCCUGCCCACCCUACCAUGAACACUGCGGCCAACUUCCAGCCCGCUCAGUCUUCUACUCCUACUACCGCCACUCCCACCGAACAGAAGAAUGAGAUCACCAAGGACGAGGUGGGCUGGUUCUUCGUCGAGCAGUACUACACCACUAUGAGCCGUAACCCCGACAAGCUGCCCCUGUUCUACUCCCGGCGGUCUCAGCUUGUCUUUGGCACCGAGGCCGAGUCGGUCCCCGUUGCCAUCGGUACUAAGGCUAUCAAUGAGAAGAUUAAGCAGCUCGACUUCCAGGAUUGCAAGGUGCGCGUCCUGAACGUCGACUCUCAGGCAUCUUUUGACAACAUCCUGGUUGCGGUCAUUGGUGAGAUCUCCAACAAGUCCGAGCCGUCUCGCAAAUUCGCGCAGACCUUUGUUCUUGCGGAGCAGCCCAGCGGCUACUAUGUCCUCAAUGAUAUUUUCCGGUACCUGGUGGAAGAGGAGGAGUUGGUGGAAGAAAUCGCUGCUCCCGCUGAGGCCACCGAGGUCCCUGAGCCCGUUGCUACCCCUGAGGCCCAGGUGACUGACGAGGCCGCUGCCUCCAAGGUUGACGAGAAGCUUGAGAAUGAGACCAAUGGUGUGGUCGAGCAGCCUGAGGACGUUACUCCCCAGACUAAUGGCACCCCUGCUGAGGAGGAAAUUAAGGAGACUCCUAUUCCCGCAGUUGAGGCUGAGGUUGUGGAUGAUGAGAAGCCCGCCACUCCCGAGCCCUCUCCUGCCCCUGUGCAGAAGGAAGCACCUGCCGAGAAGGAGUCUGCUCCUACUCCUGCAGUCCCUAAAAGCUGGGCCAGCAUCGCCUCUUCCACCAAGCUAGGCGCCGCUCCCGUUGUUCCCGCUAUCCCCGCUGCUGCUCCCAAGGCUGCCCCCGCUGUUCCUGCUGCCAGUGCCCCUCAACCCGCCGCUGCUGCUACCCCCACGGCCGCCACAGCCGAGGCUCGCUCCCAGGAUGCUCCUUCCACCGAUGCCGCUGGUUGGCAAACCGCCGGUGCCGAGCACAAGAAGACUCAAUCUCGUGCCGAGGAGCAGAUCGUCCUGGGUUACAUGAAGAAUGUCACCGAGAAGGUCGACUUCGCUCUGCUCAAGCAAACUCUCUCCCGCUUUGGCAAGCUCAAGUUCUUCGAUAUCAACCGUCCCAAGAACUGCGCUUUCGUUGAGUUUGCUGAGCCCUCCGCCUACGCUGCUGCUGUGGCUGCCAACCCCCACCAAGUCAACGGCGAGCAGAUCAUCGUUGAAGAGCGCCGUCCUCGUGGCAACGCCUUUGGUGGCAACGGCUUCACCGGCCGUGGUGGCGCUCGUGGCCGUGGUGAUCGUGCUGGCAGCCAGGGUCGUGGUGGUUUCCAGCGUGAGGGCCGCGGUGGCUUUGCUCCCCGUGGUCGUGGUGGCAACGUGGCCGCCAACAAGGGCCGCAGCCAGACCCAGGCUGCGUAA
Messenger RNA from Penicillium longicatenatum, 1527 nucleotides. RefSeq names its product NTF2 and RRM domain protein. The coding region runs from base 1 to 1527 and encodes 508 amino acids. Gene Ontology annotation, molecular function: mRNA binding. NCBI's taxonomy places the organism in Eukaryota, Fungi, Ascomycota, Eurotiomycetes, Eurotiales, Aspergillaceae. The record is from RefSeq and is a predicted model, not a curated record. Gene Ontology annotation, cellular component: Ubp3-Bre5 deubiquitination complex; cytosol; ribonucleoprotein complex. Gene Ontology annotation, biological process: protein deubiquitination; ribophagy. The transcript has 3 exons.